Molecule: messenger RNA, 3893 nt
Organism: Schistocerca gregaria
Lineage: Eukaryota; Metazoa; Arthropoda; Insecta; Orthoptera; Acrididae
Product: aspartate aminotransferase, cytoplasmic-like
Exons: 8
Coding region: 7-1278 (423 amino acids)
Biological process (GO): L-aspartate biosynthetic process
Cellular component (GO): cytosol
Molecular function (GO): L-aspartate:2-oxoglutarate transaminase activity; pyridoxal phosphate binding
Source: RefSeq, a predicted model, not a curated record
UUCGCCAUGAGGCCGAGCGGAUGGGCGCUGCGCUCGCUGGCUGCCAAGGCGUCGGCGUCCGCGUCGGUCUUUCGUGCCGUCGAGUCGGCGCUGCCGCUCGAGAUCUUCAGCGUGGUGGCGGGCUUCGCGCGCGACCCCCACCCAAGCAAGGUCGACCUCGGCAUCGGCGCUUAUCGCACCAAUGAGGGGCAGCCUUGGGUGAUGCCAUGGGUGCAGCGAAUUGAGCAUCUGAUGGGUGAAGACAAGACAAGGAACCAUGAGUACCUGACAUUCCUGGGUUGUGACACUUUCAGCCAAGCAUCAACUGCCCUGUUGUUGGGACCUGAAAGUGAUGCUGUGAAACAGGGAAAGGCUUUUGGCAUACAGAGCCUCGGGGGAACUGGAUGUGUACGUAUUGGAUCCGAAUUCUUAUCCAGAGUACUGAAUUACAAUACUGCCUACAUUCCUGCACAAACAUGGGAUAAUCAUCACAGAGUUAUGUCUAGAAGUGGAUUCACACACAUGAAGGAGUACAGGUAUUGGGAUCCUCUGAAUAAGGCACUAGAUUUUGAGGGUCUAAUUGAAGACUUAUCAUCUGCUCCCAAAUAUUCUGUGGUGGUGUUACAUCCAUGUGCCCACAAUCCUACAGGCUGUGAUCCAACGCAAGAACAAUGGGACAGAAUUGCUGACAUUAUUCAGGAAAGAAAACUCUUUCCAUUUUUUGACACAGCCUACCAAGGCUUGGCUUCAGGUGAUGUUGACCAAGAUGCAUGGGCUGUUCGUCAUUUUGUUAAAAGGGAACUUGAAUUGUUUUGUGCUCAAUCUUUCUCCAAGUCUUGUGGAUUGUAUGGUGAACGAAUUGGCAACUUAACAGUAGUUGUGCAUGAUCCAGAUCAGAUUGAGAAGAUGAGAUCACAGUUUCGUAUUAUUGUGAGAGCCCUAUAUUGCAGUCCUCCAAGACAUGGCGCACAGAUUAUUUCCACAAUGCUUCAAGACCCAAAUAUGCAGGAGGAAUGGAGAGCAUGCUUAAGGGAAAUGGCUGGCCGAAUCCGAGACAUGAGACAUAGUCUGAGACAGAAACUUGAAGGAAUGAGAACACCAGGCACCUGGGAGCACAUAACUAAACAAGUGGGGAUGUUUUCAUUCACAGGCCUUACAGAACACCAAGUUCAGUACAUGAAGGAAAAGCACCACAUAUACAUGUUAAGCAGUGGAAGAGCCAACAUGUGUGGACUCAACAACAAAAAUCUGGAUUAUGUUGCAAGUGCUAUCCAUGAUACAGUGACACAGAUAAAAUGAAGAUAGAAAUUCUACACUUGUCCAAGAGUGAACUGUGUUGUUUUGAGUUACAGAGAUUGUUCCUUUUUAAUGUGAAUAGUGACCAGUCUGCCUGUUACAUGUGUAUUGCUCUCAAGUAAAUUUGUUAUUGGAACAAAUUUAUCCAAUCAAAAUGAAUAUAAGCAUGAAAUACUAUAUUCAUUUUAUUUCUUUGUUGUUUUAUUUUUAAGUAGCAGACUACUAUGUUAAUCUGUUAAUUGAUCAUUACUUCAUAAGCUACAUUUUAAACAAUGCUUUAUUUCAACUAACAAAAUUUGGGUCCUAUGUAAAAUGUAACUAUAACAACUGCACACAAAUUCAUUCCAACUCAAAAAUUAUAUUUUCAUACAAUCUGCCUUCUAGGGCGUUAGUUCAUGUUUAAUUAACACCACAUUGUGGAGUUUGUAAAUGUCUCCUUCAGUAAUAUUUUUAUCUCAUAAUGCUGGAAGUGGUUUAAGAUAGUAACAAUAGAAUCUUUUGAUUUUUAUAUAUUAUAAAUAUGCAAAUGUAUACGACAUUUAAUUUUGUUGUCACCUAUCAAUACCAAAAGAACACAUUCAAAACUACUAUUUGAGGACUGCAUGUUAUGUAAUAGGUGACAGUGUGACCUCAGUUUGUUAGAAAACAACAUUGUAGAAUAAAGAAUUUUAUAUUUUGGAUCAUGAGAGGCAUUGGUCCUUGGUUUUGGGCAAUAUAGAUUCCAAAGAAUGACAUCAGAACAUUAUGCAAGAGGAAACGGUAAUUGUAACAAAAGACUGGUCAGUUACAGUCAAGCUAAAAAAUUUUGCCAUUUGUAAUAUUGCAGAGUGCUGUAGAAUGUAUACAGAAAAGCUAGAAGAAUUCAUUAUAAUAAGAUAAUGGGUAACCCGCUAAGUAACACUAAAAUAACAUGGUCUGUUGUGAAGGAUGUCUCGACUAGAGGUGGGAUGCCUAACAUCUUAAAUAAUUUGGCUUUUGUAGAAUAAUGGAACUGUUACUGAUCCAUCAGAGCUGUAUCAAACAUUUGAUAACAACUUUCUGUCAACAGUUGAUUGUUAAAUUAAUGUUUUACUAGUACAGACAAGUAUUUAAAAUGACUAAAAACUGUUGUUUUGAGCCAAUCAAAGAAGCUACAGGAAGAAAUCAAGGAGGACAUCAACUCUGUUAUUAAAUCACUGGAAGUAAAUAUACAAAUGAGUGUGAGGAGGCAUCAAACAGUAUUGUGAGUACUAUUGCACCAUUCUUUAGGCACCUACGCAGUGUGUCUCAAGUGCAGUCAGUUUCCAGGCAUUAAAGUACUCCUUCGUAAAUCCACUCUAUAACAAGAUAGAAGAGCAUUAUGUGGACAAUCAUAGGGCAGUUUUCUGCCACUAGUGUUUUCAAAGGUUGGAAAAGGCAAUGUACGCCAAAGUAAUAGUAUAUGCCAAUAAACAUAGUUUGUUGUUUGGAUUUGGGACUUAAGCUUUUGUAACAUUUAUUUAUUAUUUAUUAGUAGUUCAUUAGCACCACAUAUGAGUAGACUGCUGGAUAUAUAACAAGUCAGUUUUUACAAGUUAUUGUUUAGUACAUUGAACUUUUAAUAGUUCAAACUUUUGAUAGUUCAAAAUAUAUGCUACCAUAUAGAACUUUAUGUCACUUAUGAAUAUACGGAAAAACAUAGUGUACUUAAGUUCCACUGCACAUAAACAAAGAAUGAUGGACCCACCUUAUUGGCCACAAAAAUACGUUUAAGCAUACUAAGAAGCUAACACAUAGUUUAAAAUUAUUGAGUGCAUUUAUGCAACAUACACCUUCUCCAAAGGCAAAAUAUGCGAAGCUGAGGUAAAUGACCAGUUGAGGAGCGUAGGAUGUUUUCUUAGGCAAUUGAUAGGGAGAAUCUUAUCUGUGUUUCAUUUCAAAUCUAGCAAAUAGUAUGCAGAAACUAAUUUUCCAAACAGGGAAUAGAUCGGAAUGUGACUGGGUUGCUGGGACUGGGUAGUUUCAUGGGGUUCUGUUCUGGAUUCACCACUUAUCUUAAUUUAUCUCAAUAUCAUUAAACAAAGCAGAUGAUUACAAAACUUUUCUGUCUGCAUUAUGAUCGACUUAAGACAUUCAAAAACUUAUCAAGUAUAAGAUGUUAUGAAAGCUUGAAUACGAGAAUGUUCAGUAUUGAAUGAGCUAGUGGUACUGCUGUCUGCAGCAUGGUGGAUAUUCACGAAUAAAUUUUAAAAUGUGUCCAGAUCAAAUAAAAUAUCAUUUCACAUGAAUUUUGUUUUCCUUCUUCGUCAGAAAUUCUUGGAGAAGUGGCACUUCCAGCACUUAUAUGCAUGCUUUGCCAUUGACAAGGAGAUGUUAGUGUCUAAAGUUCCUGCAAUUGCAUAGACUUUUCACCACUCUGUUAUGUUACAGCAUAACUGAUGGUUCUGAAUGUGAGUGCAUGAAAUGCAACCAAUGGAUCAUUCAUUUGUGUGUUAAGUGUACAAGUGAUAAGGGUGAACUGAAGCACAUAAACAGACUCUCUGACUCAGCAACAAAGUGACUAAAGAAUAUUGUAAUUCUGUACAGGGCUAUAAGAAUAUUGUAGAUUGGUUUUGUAAAUGCUUAAUGAGUAAAAAAUAAAGAAAAUGUUUUAUGUUAAA